Molecule: messenger RNA, 1382 nt
Organism: Lagopus leucura (white-tailed ptarmigan)
Lineage: Eukaryota; Metazoa; Chordata; Aves; Galliformes; Phasianidae
Gene: RNF182
Product: ring finger protein 182
Exons: 2
Coding region: 467-1204 (245 amino acids)
Source: RefSeq, a predicted model, not a curated record
AUUUCACAUAUAACCCAAAAUUCCACUCACUGAAGAAGCGUUACAGAUAAGUAAUAAAUGUUGGCUUCAUAAUCUGGAUGAGGAUCAUCUUUCAUUGGAGAAGAGAAGGAAGAGUUUCCCAUCUACUUUGCCCUGCAUACUGAGCUCUGACGUUGAGAUCUCAGUCUACAUCUAAUUGUUUCUGGAGCCUUGGAAGCACGCUUUGCCCGUGGAGUGUUUGAUAAACAGAGCUUCUCAUACAGACCACAUGAGAUGGGCGCCUGGCUUGGAGGAGAUGCAGUACAGAGGCCCUAGCAGAAGCUCAAAAUGGAUGACUUCUACUGAUGCUUCUUGACAAUUUCAUCUCCUCUUUUCCUGUUUGAGAUGGCUGAUACGAUCAUCAGGAAAAAUUUCUAAACUAAGCCUGAGUGACGACGUCUCUUUCCCCUAACUCAUCUUUUCACAAAUCUGCAAACCAUCAGACAAAAUGAGCAGUCCACUACAAGAGGAGUCUGCAGAGCCCCAGAGCUCAGAUGAGCUCGAGUGCAAGAUCUGCUACAAUCGCUACAACCUGCGACAGAGAAAACCAAAAGUGCUGGAGUGUUGUCACCGAGUAUGUGCCAAAUGCCUCUGCAAGAUCAUAGACUUUGGCGAUUCUCCUCAAGGAGUCAUAGUUUGCCCAUUUUGCAGGUUUGAAACAUGCCUGCCAGACGAUGAGGUUAGUAGUCUUCCCGAUGACAAUAACAUCCUUCUGAAUUUAGCUUGUGGGGGAAAGGGAAAGAAGUGCCUACCAGACAACCCAACGGAACUGCUGCUGACUCCCAAAAGGUUGGCGUCUCUGGUUAGCCCUUCUCACACCUCUUCGAAUUGCCUGGUUAUAACAAUCAUGGAAGUACAAAGAGAGAGUCCCCAGACUCUGAACUCCACACCCGUGGUGGAAUUUUACAGGCCUACGAGUUUUGACUCUGUUGCAACUGUGUCCCACAACUGGACAGUGUGGAACUGCACAUCUUUGCUCUUCCAGACCUCAAUUCGGGUGCUAGUUUGGUUGCUGGGGUUGCUGUACUUCAGUUCCUUGCCUUUAGGGAUUUACUUACUGGUAUCUAAGAAAGUCACCCUUGGGGUUGUCUUCGUAAGCCUUGUUCCCUCGAGCCUUGUUAUUCUCAUGGUUUAUGGCUUUUGCCAGUGUGUUUGCCAUGAAUUUCUAGACUGCAUGUCUUCUUGACAACAAAUGCAGUGAAAUAAGGUACACUGCCACAUGUGUAGCAUAGUUGAUUUAGCCUGUCUUUAUAUUCUUAUUUAUUUUUAUCAUUGACCAUCCCACUGAGUGAAAGCAGUGACCCAUAUUAUGCAGUUCUUUUUACAAUUUGAUUAUUUAUUGUUUUCUCUUUAUUUUCUUUUCC